This is a messenger RNA of Pestalotiopsis fici W106-1, 1920 nucleotides long. RefSeq names its product General amino-acid permease GAP1. The record is from RefSeq and is a predicted model, not a curated record. Bases 1 to 1920 code for a protein of 639 amino acids. Gene Ontology annotation, biological process: amino acid transmembrane transport. Gene Ontology annotation, molecular function: amino acid transmembrane transporter activity. Gene Ontology annotation, cellular component: membrane. The transcript has 3 exons. NCBI's taxonomy places the organism in Eukaryota, Fungi, Ascomycota, Sordariomycetes, Amphisphaeriales, Sporocadaceae.
AUGCCGUCAAGCCGGGAUAUCGAGCUCAAGCUGUACCCGCUCAAGGACGACUCAUUUGGCACAGCAGCCCACCAUCACUACAACAUGGGGAGCUAUGCCACGACCGUGGGUACCGGCGGGGGCGGCGGAGGAGUAGGUGGCGGCCACGGCCUCGGUAUGCGCGAGCCCGUCUACGAAGAUGCCGAGCCGCAAGGCCGGUUCGCCCGCUGGGUUGACAGCUUCCGGCGGGAUCCAAACUUCAGCGUCCUCCCCAAGGACCCCAUGGACGAUAUCCUGGUCGCCGAGGUGGGCUCCAUACAUGCCCGCCCACCGCUGCUCAGAGACGGCAGCAGCCACUAUUAUGACAUGCGCGGCGCCGCGCUCCGUACCGCCCAGUCGCGCCUGGCGAGAAAGCUGAAGGGUCGACACCUGCAGAUGAUUGCCAUUGGUGGCUCCAUUGGAACGGGUCUUUUCGUUGCCUCGGGUCGGGCGUUGCAGCUGGGCGGCCCCGCGUCGGUCCUCAUUGCCUAUUCCUUUAUUGGCGCCAUGCUGUAUUUCACAGUACAGGCCCUGGGUGAGCUGGCAGUCGCCUUUCCUGUCGCCGGAUCAUUCUCUGCCUUCUCGACGCGCUUUCUCGAUCCGUCAUGGGGCUUUGCCAUGGGCUGGAAUUACGCCAUGCAGUGGAUUGUUGUCCUCCCGCUAGAGAUCAUUGCCGCAUCCAUAACCAUAUCCUAUUGGAACCCAGAUUUGACCCGGGCCAUUUUCGUGACGAUAUUCUUCAUCUGCAUUGUAGCGAUCAACUUCUUUGGCGUAAAGGGCUAUGGCGAGGCCGAGUUCAUAUUUGCCAUUAUCAAGGUGACCGCCGUGAUUGGCUUCAUACUACUUGGUAUCGUAUUGAACAUUGGCGGCACCCCCGACUCGGGAUAUAUUGGAGGGAGAUAUUGGCACUCGCCCGGUGCUUUCCAUAAUGGCUUCAAAGGGCUCUGUAGUGUCUUCGUCACGGCCGCCUUUGCCUUUGCUGGCACUGAACUGGUCGGCCUGGCCGCUGCUGAGACCUUGAACCCACGCAAAUCACUGCCGACAGCCAUCAAGCAAGUCUUCUGGCGCAUCAGCUUGUUCUACAUUGUUGCCCUGACUCUUGUCGGUCUACUCGUGCCAUAUACUGACCGACGGUUGCUUUCCAAUGAUAGCAACGCCAAUGCUGCCGCUUCGCCCUUUGUCAUUGCCAUUGAGAAUGCCGGCAUCGAGAUCCUCCCCUCCGUCAUGAAUGUCGUCAUUCUGGUCGCGGUCUUGUCUGUGGGGAACUCUUCCGUCUUUGGCUCAUCGCGUACCUUGGCUGCCCUCGCAGACCAGGGCCAGGCGCCUUCGAUCCUGUCCUACGUCGACCGCCGCGGCCGACCUCUCGUCGCCAUCAUCGCCGUCUUGUCGGUGGGCUUGCUGGCGUACCUGGCCGACCUGGAUACGCAGUCGACGGUGCUGGACUGGCUGCUUGCCAUCUCGGGCUUAUCGUCCAUUUUCACCUGGGCUUCCAUCUGCUUGGCGCACAUCCGCUUCCGCAAGGCCUGGGCCCUCAACGGCCACAGCCUGCGCGAGCUUGCCUUCCGAUCGCAGUGCGGCGUCUGGGGCUCCUGGGUCGGCCUCAUCCUCAACCUGCUCGUGCUGGCUGCUCAAUUCUGGGUUGGCGCCUGGCCCGUCGACUACCACACCAUGUCGGCUAUUGAGCUUGCCGAGAACUUCUUCUUGCAGUACAUGGCAGUACCCAUAGUCAUUCUCUUCUACUUGGCCCACCGUAUCUAUUAUAGGACGUCUAUGGUGCACAUUCACGAAAUGGACAUUGACACGGGCCGGAGGGACUUUAACCUACCGAUCCUGCUUGCCCAGGAGAUGGAAGAGAAGAGAAGCUGGCCGCGCUGGAAGAAGAUUUACAAGUAUCUUUGUUAA